AUGCGUUUAGAAACAAAAGAACAAAAAAAACUUGGAAAACCUGUUGUGAUCCGCCCUACAAUUCUCUUCCUUUUCCCACUUUUUUACCUCUUGCUCAACGACUCUUUUACACUGGAGGAUUAUUACCAGUUGCUCAUUCAAAAUAAAACCGCUCAGCCGGAAGAGAUGCCACCGCAAACGGUCACAGCACCAAUUGUACAAGAACCCCAUCCCACUGAUCCGUUUCCAGAAACAAGUAAACAAGACUUGAAGAAAAAGAAAUUCGUACCAUGGGAGCCAUUUAAGGCAGCUCCGGCAGCUGAUCGAAAGGGGAGUCAACCAGAGAAUCUGCCUGAGAAAUUGAUUCCUUACAAGACUAAUGGAGAGGUGGAUGAUGUGAAGAGUCUCGUUACCGUACCCCUUGUGGACACUAGACGUUUGAUGAUGUUGAGAGCUGAAAGAAUCGAGGAAAGUGAUGUGAUUGCGCAUCUCGAGGAACAGCUACAAGCGGCCGAAACGCAGAUUCUAAUCGAACGAGAUUUGAACACGGAGUUGAAAAGACUCUUGGUGGCUACUGUGGACGAUGAUUGGCAAUGUCAUGUGAACUCUCUUUCGCAAGACAAAGUCACUCUUGCUCGACGUCUUGAUCAAUACGCUAAUAAACUUCAAAACGAGGAUGAGGAAAUGGAAGCGCUGAAGAUUGAGCGUGACGUGUGGAAGUGUAAAUUUCUUGCCAUGAGUAUCCGGGUCGACGAGGUGAAAGCUCGAAAUGAGACUUUACUCAAAAUCCUCAGAUGCGCUCAGCAUACGAUCAGCGACAUUGGUUCGAAUGGAGUUGUUGAAGAGCUAAAGGAGAGAAUCGCCUCGUUCACUUCACUCGAUCUCAGUCGACUCGUCGAGCGAUCACCGGCCGAAGAAAAGUAUUCACGGCCAGCCGUCAAUUAUCAUAAUUUAACGAUUGCUUGCUGCAAAAAUUGCACAGGUCGAGAGAUUCAUCUUCUU
Messenger RNA from Mesorhabditis belari, 981 nucleotides. The record is from the annotation of a GenBank genome assembly. NCBI's taxonomy places the organism in Eukaryota, Metazoa, Nematoda, Chromadorea, Rhabditida, Rhabditidae.